GAAAACAUGGUGUCCGCCAAAUUCUGCUCGUCGAACAAUAGAAUGUAGAAAUGUUUUUUUUGUUUUCUGUUUGUUGAACCUUCACCAUUUGGUAGACCGAAAUGGCACGGAAGUGUAACCCAUACCCGUUCCCUAGACAUGAAAAUGAUCAUACUUUCACCGGGACUAAGGAAUGCCAGAAACACCCAUUUGAAACGCCGAUCCACGUCGCGCAGAAUGAGAGCCCCUGGAGUCGUCUCAAUGACACAGCCACUCUGGCCAGUGUAAGGCGAAACGUGUGCUACUAUGAUAAAGAGGCUCCAAGAGACAGUCUCGACUUUCAUCUCAAGUCCACUUAUGACCACCAUCAAAAAUUCCAAGGCAACAAGAAUGAAACUCUUUUUCAGCGAGAAACCUAUUCUGAUGAUCAUGGGAGGAUACUGAAGAACAGACAGAAGACUGAGGCGCCCCAGUGUGGGAUUGAGAAGAGGGAGAUUCGGCUCUGGGUCAACCCACAGAAAGCUUCCAUCUACAGCAUCCAGGGAACCAUAGAAUCCCAUCACAACGCAUCUACCAAUCGUGGCUACUCGAGGAAACACGAUGGAGGAUUCUACUCAACUUAAUGGCUCCAAGCAUUGAUAAUGAUACGUGACUCACUUUUACAAUGCACAUGGAAAAUAAACAAAUUAGGAAAACAUAAAACGCACCGAGGUUAUUUCAAAGCCCUACUUUAGUCUAGAAUCACACUGUAUAAACAACCAAAAAACCUUUUGCCCACUACUGAGAGUUACCAAUAUGUAGUUAGUUCAAGGUAACGUUAGCAUAGAUAGCUAAAUUAAGCCGAAACAUCUCGGAGGUUUCUCUCAGUGGCAGCAUGUUGUGGUAGGAUCAGAAUCGCCUCUAUACUCAUUGUCCGGGCGAAAGCAAGGGUUAAAACCCAACGCCUCGUCCGAACUAGUAUAUCUGAUCAAUUCAUCACUUCAAACCACAAUUUCUUGUGUAUGC
Messenger RNA from Alosa alosa (allis shad), 984 nucleotides. RefSeq names its product cilia and flagella associated protein 276 (gene cfap276). NCBI's taxonomy places the organism in Eukaryota, Metazoa, Chordata, Actinopteri, Clupeiformes, Clupeidae. The record is from RefSeq and is a predicted model, not a curated record. Bases 102 to 602 code for a protein of 166 amino acids. The transcript has 5 exons.